Messenger RNA from Penicillium cinerascens, 1341 nucleotides. RefSeq names its product alpha-ketoacid dehydrogenase kinase family protein. The record is from RefSeq and is a predicted model, not a curated record. Gene Ontology annotation, molecular function: pyruvate dehydrogenase (acetyl-transferring) kinase activity. Gene Ontology annotation, biological process: protein phosphorylation; regulation of glucose metabolic process. NCBI's taxonomy places the organism in Eukaryota, Fungi, Ascomycota, Eurotiomycetes, Eurotiales, Aspergillaceae. Gene Ontology annotation, cellular component: mitochondrion. The transcript has 2 exons. The coding region runs from base 1 to 1341 and encodes 446 amino acids.
AUGAUCUCUCGAGCUCAGCCGUUCGGAGCUCAAAGAUCGCUGUUCUCUGCAAACUGCCGUAUACGACGCCAUUCGUCAACCCAGACGAAUCACAAUUGGGGCCCCCGGCAGGCCAAUCCCGACGCCGCCAAAGAUGAGGUUGCUACACUGGCUACCAGCCCUCGUCGACCGCUAACUCUUGCAGACCUCCUUAAGCAUGGCCGCCCGCCUUUGUCUAAAGAUGCGCUCCUGGCCUCGGCGAAUUUCACCCUCUCUCUCCUUCCGGCACGACUGGCAUCGCGAAUCCAAGCUCUACGAAACCUGCCCUUUAUUGUGGUCUCCAACCCGCACGUGUCGAAAAUCUACCACAAUUACCUCCAUUCCUUCUCUACUCUCCUCCCAUACCAGCAACGCCGGAUAACCACAUUGGAGGAAGAGCAACGGUUCGGAGAUGUGCUGGCCGAUCUCGUCCAGACACAUGCAAACACAAUCCCCGUCCUCGCCCGUGGAUUUCUCGAGUGCCGAAAAUACGUCAACCCGGAAGAUGUGACACGCUUCCUGGACACCCAUUUGCGUGCGCGUAUCGGCACCCGUCUGAUCGCCGAGCAACACUUAGCUCUCCAUUUCGCCUCGCAGCCGGUUGGCGAAGAACCCAAAAAUAGCUCUGAGCCACCGAAACCCAAGGAAUCAAUCCCCUCCAAUUACAUCGGCGUGAUCGAUACCGCGCUUCAACCGGCGCGUAUCAUCCGGCUAUGCGAAGACUUUGUUGGGGAGAUCUGUGAACUCAAAUACGGAGUGCGUCCCCGUCUGGAGAUCGGAGGCGAGCCCGAAGCUGCGUUUGCCCAUAUCCCAGUCCACGUGGAGUACAUCAUUACAGAACUCCUAAAGAAUGCGUUUAGGGCGACCAUUGAGUCUGGAAACGAGCGCGAACCUAUCGAGGUGACCAUUGCGGCUGCUCCGGACGUUCCAGGGAAUGAGCGUCCAAUUCAAGGGGACACCGACGUUGGAUUUGAACUCGAUGAGGCUAUGGGCUCCCCGAACGCAUCAUCACAGAGCAUUACAAUCCGCAUCCGCGAUCGUGGCGGUGGCAUUCCACCCGAGGUUCUGCCUCACAUUUGGUCCUACAGCUUCACUACAUUCUCAGACAUGGAUUUCCGUGGCUCCGAAAACGGUAAUUUGGAUGCUUUGAAUACCAUUGCAGCUAGUGGUGGCCAUCUGAGCAGUAUUGCAGGACUCGGGUAUGGAUUGCCUUUGAGCCGCGCAUAUGCUGAAUAUUUUGGUGGCAGUAUCGCAGUUCAGAGUCUUUGGGGAUGGGGCACGGAUGUCUAUCUGACUUUGCAGGGAGUUGGAAAAAUCGAUUGA